Messenger RNA from Tachyglossus aculeatus (Australian echidna), 1937 nucleotides. RefSeq names its product cystine/glutamate transporter-like. Gene Ontology annotation, biological process: amino acid transmembrane transport. The transcript has 12 exons. Lineage: Eukaryota; Metazoa; Chordata; Mammalia; Monotremata; Tachyglossidae. The record is from RefSeq and is a predicted model, not a curated record. The coding region runs from base 13 to 1437 and encodes 474 amino acids. Gene Ontology annotation, molecular function: L-amino acid transmembrane transporter activity. Gene Ontology annotation, cellular component: membrane.
CGGGGGCCGGAGAUGGAGGGGCCCGUGUUCCUGAGGAGGAAGAUCACCCUGCCUCGUGCCUGUGCGCUCCUGAUCGCCGCCAUGGUGGGCAGUGGCAUCUUCGUGGCGCCCAAGGGCGUGCUGAGACACUCGGGCAGCGUCGGCCUGUCCCUGGUGGUCUGGCUGGCCUGCGGGCUGCUGUCCCUGCUCGGUGCCUUGUGCUACGCAGAGCUGGGCACCCGGAUCACCAAGUCUGGAGGCCACUACACCUACCUGCUGGAGACCCUUGGCCCCCUGCCCAGCUUCCUCUUCCUCUGGGCCGAAUACUUCGCCAUCAGGCCGGCCAACAGCGCAGUGGUUUGUUUAACAUUUGGACGCUACAUCCUGGAGCCUUUCUUCGCCCCCUGCCCGACGCCCGUGCCCGCUGUGAAGAUCGCCGCACUGCUGGGGUUUUACUCUGUGCUCGCUCUGAACGGCUGGAGCGUCAGCUGGAGCGCCCGGCUGCAGUCCGUCCUGUCCGUGAUCAAGCUCACGGCUCUCGCCCUCAUCAUCGGGCCGGGGACCGUCCUCCUGGCCCAGGGGCACACGGAGAACUUCCAGGAGGCUUUCGGCCACUCCGCGCAGGCACUGGACAAGCUGCCGUUGGCUCUCUACGCCGGGAUGUUCGCUUACUCUGGCUGGUGCCAGACAAGCUUCGUGAGGGAGGAACUGGUCCGGCCAGAGCGGACCGUCCCCCUGUCCGUGACCGCGUCGGUCCUCACCGUCAUAGUCGGCUACAUGUUGACCAAUCUCUCCUACUACACGGUACUGACCGCCGAGGAGGUCCUGGCGUCCGAGGCUGUGGCCGUGAGCUUUGCCCAGCGAGCGUGCCCCGGCCUCAGCUCUCUGGUCCCCAUCCUGGUGGCGUUGGCCUGCUUCGGGUCAAUGAACGGAGGCAUCCUUGGUUUCUCCAGGACGCUGUUUGUGGCCUCGAGGGAAGGCCAGUGGCCCCCGCUCUUCGCCAUGAUCCACAUCCGCAGACGCACACCCUUGCCGGCCGUCCUGCUCAUGUUCCCCUUGGUCACGGCCAUGGUGUGCGUGGGUGACGUCUAUCCCCUCCUCACCUUCUUCAGCUUCUCCCGGUGGCUCUUCAUCGGCCUGGCCACCCUGGGCCUUAUGCUCCAUCGACGCCGUCACCCACAGCUGCCCCGGCCCUUCAAGGUGCCCCUGGUCGUUCCAGCCAUCUUUUCCAUCCUCUGCUUCCUGACGGUGGGACUGUCCCUGUACGCGGAUCCGGUGAAUAUCAGCAUCGGCUGUGCCACGGUCCUAAGCGGCUUCCCCAUCUACUAUCUGGUGGUGCGCAGGCCGGCGCCCGCCCGCUGCCCACUGCCCACCCGCUGUCCGUCCGUGCUGUAUUACCUCACCGUCAAACUGCAGCAGCUGCUGGAGGUGGUUGGACAGGAAAUCCGAACUUACUGAUGGUCUCCGCCUCUCCCGUCCCCCAGCUGGCCCCCUUCGGUCAAUCAACCUGUCCAUCGGUGAUAGUCAGCAUAACUGUGGGAUUUGUUAAGUGCCAAGCAAACACUGGGUUAGAUACAAGAUAAUCAGGUUGGACAUUGUCCCUGUCCUAAAUCAGCUCACAGACGAAGGGUAAGCGAGGACAAAGUAUUGAUUCCACAUUUUACAGGUGAUGAAACGGAUCCCCAGAGAAGCGAAGUGGUCUUGCCCAAGAUUACAUAGCAGGCAAGGGCCAGGUUUAAAAUCCAGGUUCUCUGACUUCAGGCCGGCCCUUUAUCCAUUAGGCUUCCUAUUAAGCACUUACUGUGUCCAAAACAGAACUCCUUAUCCUCCUGCCCAAACCUUUUCCUCCCCAUCGCUGUAGAAAAUACCACUCUCCUCCCUAGAUCACCAGCCCGUAACUUUGGCAUUGUUCUCAUCUUAUCUCUCGCACACAAGCCAUAUAUUCAAUCUGUCACCAA